This is a messenger RNA of Oldenlandia corymbosa var. corymbosa, 1316 nucleotides long. Lineage: Eukaryota; Viridiplantae; Streptophyta; Magnoliopsida; Gentianales; Rubiaceae. The record is from the annotation of a GenBank genome assembly.
CUAGACUUUCGCCUCUUUCAUUGUACCAAAAACAGUAGCCUUCUUCGUUUUCUUUUUUUCAUUUUAAGAUGACGAGAACCAAAUUCCAACGCGUCCCAAUUGUUGACGAGAAGGCAAGGAAACUGACGCUGAAGAAGAGGACCAAGAGCUUGUUCAAGAAACUGGAGGAGCUCUCCAUCUUAUGUGAUGUGAAAGUCGCUGCCAUUGUUCUAGAUCAUUCACAGGACGAAGACGCCGACAAAGAAGUGAUGUGGCCUUCCAAGGAAGAUUUCAAGGAGAAGCUAAACAGGUAUUUGAGCACCCCUGGUUUCCAGCGCAUUAAGAAAAUGACCACUCAUGGGGACUUCCUUGUGAAGACCCUAAGAGCUAAAGCGGAGAAAUUAAAGAAACUCACUAAAAAGAAUGAUGAAAAGGAGAUGUUGAUUAAUAUCAAUGAGAUUUUGGAAGGCAAGCGUAGGAUUCAAGAUUUAGACUUGACUCAAACUGAGCGCUUAUUAACUUACUUGAAAAGUGCUAUGAAAACCCUAGAUAUAAAAACUCAAAACCUAAUGCUCCCACCAUACCAAAGAAAGCAACCAACAGCUCAGGAAUUGGAAACCCUCUCAAAGAUUUCCAACAUUUUUUUCCCAUUGAUCAAAGAAACUCAACCAGCUGUUUUAGAGAUGGAAAAUUGCUCAAAUAUCAUCAUCAACAACAACAAUAACAACAACAACAGUAUGGUUUUUUUUCUUCAGCAACAGAAUCAAUUUUUUGGUGCUAGCAGUUGUCACUCUACUAAUGUUCACCCCUUCCAAGAAGAGCUGGAUGAGCAGUUUUUCCCUCAUCAUGGAUUUGGAUUCAACUCUUAUCAUGCAGCUCUGGAUCCAAUUCCAGAGCCUUCAGCAACUUUGUUAGAAGAUGGUGCCUUCUUUGAAUCUCUUUUUGAGGAUGAUAAUCUUGAGGAGUUUGGUCCAGCUGUAGCCGUUGAAAUUUUCAUUCCGGUGGAAGAGGCGGAGCUGGAAAGAGGCAUUUUUCAUAUUGAAGGUUGGAAGGUUGGACUGCACGGGAGCAAGACAGAGGCAACCCAUUUAGCAUUGUACGUAGAGGUUGCAGAUGAACCUGUUCAAGAUGUUGGGGAAGGAACUACUGGUGGUCAGUAUGAUGGUGCAGGGAGUAGUGGUGUUGGUGGUACCAAUGAAGAUGACGAUGACACAGAAGAUGACGUACAUGGGAACAGUGACGAGGAGUAUGUGCCGUCCGAUGAGUCUGAUGAUGAUUACAGUGACCAUGACGCAUCUUCAGUAGUAAUUUCUAUUUUUGAUGACAUCGUGACAUAG